Messenger RNA from Fusarium venenatum, 612 nucleotides. RefSeq lists its product as uncharacterized. Lineage: Eukaryota; Fungi; Ascomycota; Sordariomycetes; Hypocreales; Nectriaceae. The record is from RefSeq and is a predicted model, not a curated record.
AUGUCCUUCUCCAAAGCUAUUGCCAUCAUGGCCCUCGGUGUUGUACAGGCAGCGGCUCAAACCCCAACCGAAACCGAAACCGAAACACCAGCUACCCUCUCUGAUUAUCCCUCCUUGACAGUGCCACCAUGCUGGGAGUUUAGGAACUCGCUUCCUAUAACAGGUGCACCAGCACCACCAAUGGACAUGUCUGAACUCGGCGUGUCGUUUGCUCUCGGAAGUCUCUACAACACAGCAGACCCGUGUAAGCUGCCCGCCAUCACGGGGUCAUCCGCCGAGGAAUUCUCUGAAUGGGCUUCAGAAUGGGCAAGUUGGCAGGCUCAGCACAUUUCUGAGUUUCGAGUUCUUUGGGAGAAAUGUAGUGACGAGCCUUUUAUCACGGAUCUUGUACCCGUUGGGCCUGACGCAUGCAGUACUCUCAAGGCUAAGAUCACGGGAGCUUGGACUACAGGUGACGAUGAUGAUGAGUUGGCGACAAAGACGGUUGAGAUCCAGCCUGAAAAGACAGAAGAUGGCGAGCCCGAGGAUGUCCAGGUUUCCUCAGCAUCGCGUGCAGAGGGUUCCCUUCUUGCAUUUCUCCUUGCCGCGUAUGUAUUCGGCGUCGGGGCAUAA